CUUCCCUCUAUAAAACCAUGGCUCCCCAACGUUUUAAGCGCUCCAGAAAUCAUUCUCAAAGCCUAUAAAGCAGAAAGAACAGAGAGAAAGACACCGCGUCACCGGCGAACUCAAAGCGAUGGACACCGCUCCCGCUCCCGCUCCCGCUAAGCCGUCCUUGUCCAGGAAGCCCUCGCCGUCGUUCCGCCUCCGCAACGGCAGCCUCAAUGCCCUGCGCCUGCGCCGCGUGUUCGACCUCUUCGACCGCAACGGCGACGGCGAGAUCACCCUCGACGAGAUGGCGGCCGCGCUCGACACGCUCGGCCUCGGCGCCGACCGCGCCAGCCUGGAGGCCACCGUCGGCGCCUACAUCCCGGCCGGCGCCGCUGGGCUCGGCUUCGAGGACUUCGAGGGCCUCCACCGCGCUCUCGGCGACGCGCUCUUCGGCCCCAUCGUCGAGGAGGAGCCCGGCAAGGAGGGCGAGGCCGAGGACGAGGACAUGAAGGAGGCGUUCCGGGUCUUCGACGAGAACGGCGACGGGUUCAUCUCGGCGGCCGAGCUGCAGGCCGUGCUCAAGAAGCUGGGCCUGGCGGAGGCGCGGAACCUGGCGGCGGUGCAGGAGAUGAUCUGCAACGUCGACCGCGACCGCGACGGCCAGGUCGACUUCGGCGAGUUCAAGUGCAUGAUGCAGGGGAUCACCGUGUGGGGAGCUUGACGGCGUCUUCCCUUGGUCCCAUCUCCUGUUUCUCAUGUUCUAAGCAUGGGAGGAUCGGAACGAGGAACAACCACAAGAUCCGUAGAUCGCUUCAGAGUUCAGACCUUAAAAAUGAAAGUCAGUCUUUAGGGUUGUGUAAUUGUGUUGGUUUUUCAGUGCUAGGAAGUUGGUGUGUUCCUUAGAAGCUCAGAAUGCAGCUCCUGGCUUGCAAUUCUAGCGUGUCCUAAUCUGUUCUACUAAGUUUUAUCCUUCGUUCGUGUUACCAUGUAGGUACUGUGCGUCUGAUGUAUGUGCCUUAUAGUCCGAUAAUCUCUUAAUCUCUUGUCAAGACUGUAGAAUGUAUUUGACUUCCCUAAUAUAUUGGCAUAUUUGUUAAUUUCC
Molecule: messenger RNA, 1075 nt
Organism: Triticum urartu
Lineage: Eukaryota; Viridiplantae; Streptophyta; Magnoliopsida; Poales; Poaceae
Product: putative calcium-binding protein CML27
Molecular function (GO): calcium ion binding
Source: RefSeq, a predicted model, not a curated record